This is a messenger RNA of Ictalurus punctatus (channel catfish), 4061 nucleotides long. It is a transcript of the gene pard6b, whose product is annotated as par-6 partitioning defective 6 homolog beta (C. elegans). The record is from RefSeq and is a predicted model, not a curated record. Gene Ontology annotation, molecular function: protein kinase C binding. NCBI's taxonomy places the organism in Eukaryota, Metazoa, Chordata, Actinopteri, Siluriformes, Ictaluridae. The coding region runs from base 228 to 1397 and encodes 389 amino acids. The transcript is spliced from 3 exons. Gene Ontology annotation, biological process: establishment or maintenance of cell polarity; centrosome cycle; regulation of cellular localization. Gene Ontology annotation, cellular component: nucleus; cell cortex; apical plasma membrane.
GAGAGAGAGAGAGCGAGCGAGCGAGCGGGGGCAGGAGAGUUGAGGAACACAUUGUAUUGACAGCGUCUUUAUCAUUCCACUUGGAGGACAACAGAAAGUGAGACGCUGGUGUUCACCUGGAUUACGUGGAGAAGGAACUUCGGGCCGUCGAGUUGGAGGAGGCAGAUGAAUGCGGCAGCCCCGAGAGGGCGAGUGUGUGUUUUGCGACGGGCUACGUUUAGCGAAAGAUGAACAAAAACCACCGAGUGCCGAGCAGCCGAUCUCUGAGCGCCGUGGAGGUGAAGAGCAAGUUCGGAGCGGAGUUCCGGCGCUUCUCUCUUGAUCGCUCCAAACCAGGCCGCUUCGAUGAGUUCUACGGCCUUCUGCAGCACGUGCACCGAAUCCCCAACGUGGAGCUGCUGGUGGGCUACGCCGACAUCCAUGGAGACCUGUUGCCAAUUAACAACGAUGACAACUACCACAAGGCUAUCACCACGGCGACGCCCCUGCUACGCCUCUUCCUGCAGAGGAAAGAGGAGGCGGACUACUCCACAUUUGGCACCAACUCUUUGACCCGCAAGAAACCUCCCCUUGCUGCAGUGCUCCUGCGCCCUGAUGCAGGCAGGAAGAAGCCGGCAGUAGUCAUCAGCCUUCCCCGAGACUUCCGUCCCGUGUCGUCCAUUAUCGACGUGGACGUGCUGCCCGAGACACACCGGCGUGUGCGCCUUUACAAACACGGCCAGGAAAAGCCGCUGGGCUUCUACAUCCGAGAUGGCUCGAGCGUGCGCGUCACGCCGCACGGCCUGGAGAAAGCACCAGGCAUCUUUAUCUCGCGCAUGGUGCCCGGUGGCCUUGCCGAGAGCACGGGCCUGCUUGCCGUCAACGACGAGGUGCUCGAGGUCAACGGUAUCGAGGUGGCCGGGAAGUCGCUGGACCAGGUCACCGACAUGAUGAUCGCGAACAGCUACAACCUCAUCAUUACGGUGAAGCCAGCUAACCAGCGCAAUAACGUGGUGCGCCACAACAACAACAGCGGUGGAGCUGCUUCAGGCAGCUCAGGUCGAUCCUCCGAUAGCGGAGCCAGUUACUACAGCUACACGACCCCAGUUGCCAUGGUGACAGCCCCUGCGCAAAUCAUCCAGAACUUCCAUCCUGAGGAAGUGGACAGCGAUGAGGAUGACGAAGACUUGGUGAUCGAGGCAGCUCAAGAUAGCAGGCUCGCCCCAGGGCCAGGGACAGAGGCUAGCUCCAGCAUGUCCACCCUGCCCAGGUACAAGCCUCACCUUGACCUCCGACAUUCCAACGGGACCUUUCAGCAUCCUGUUAUGAGCAGCACCAGCGCAGAGUCACCGAGGGGCCCUGAGAGAGGUGUGCAGACACAGAACCUGGAAGAGGACGGCACAGUGAUCACGCUCUAGAGAUGAUAGAACAUCAACGACAGCUGAGACUUACACACUCGAUAUAUACUGUAUAUAUGCAGUAUAUAAAAAUAAUCCUAACCACAUUAUCCACACACAGGCAAUUAUUCUCAUUUACACACACACACACACACACACACACACACCAAAACAGUCUCUUGUGCCAUAUAACUAACAAUGACUCUCUACUCUGUGAGAUUACUGAAUCCACUCCUUAAAAAAAUCCCUUCAGAUGCUUCAGAAACUCCACAACACAGCACUUCUCUUUAAGCACAGACCUUUUUGGGUUUUUUUCAUUCCUGCUGGAGGGAGGGCUUUCUACACACUUCCCUCCAUAACUGGGAGCACAAUAAUAAGUAGCGGAUUUGACUCGAUGAGUGUGAACGUCUGGAUAAUUGCACGUUUGCAGGUUUUUUCCCCUGCAUUUAGACCUACAAAGAGAGACCUCAUAUCAGUGAGAAACAAUAUCAGUGAUGACAAUCUGUUUUAAUGACCUCUCGGGAGUCAUGUGACUCCAGGAUCCGAACCACAAACAAAUUUCGGUGACUUCUUUUUUUUUUGCGUUUCACAAAUAGCACAGGAAAUACUCUGUGGUUACGCUGUUAAUCUAGAGACAAACAUAUAGAAGCCUGUUUGAUACGACACUAGUUCAGCUGUCAUGAUCGCUUCCUGGUGUGUUUUUAUUGAAUGUCGACUAAAUUUAGAAUGCUUCUCAAUUUUUGCGUGUACGAGCAAACGAGCUUUUACCUAAAUUUUUGGGAGAUUUCUUAGGCUCGUAGUGGGCCAUUGCUAAUGCUUUUAAUCAUUGCCAAGGACCCGAGAAAUCAUAUUUUUGUAGCAGAUAUUUAAAUUUUUAUUACCCUUUAUGUUUGACAAGGGCUGAUUCCCUGCCCUGAUUUAUGUGAUGUUUGUUUGUUUGUCUUUUCUCUUUCCUAAUGACCUGACACUAAUUUUCGAUCUUCAUCGCAGAUAACAAACUUUUCUGUGCACUCUGAAGUGAAGUGUUUCAUGUAUGAGGAGUGUGUUUAUGCCUCUUGAAAUAUUUCACAGUGCGAGAUAUAUUAGAUACGACAUUAUUUUCAACCUUCGCCCUCAAGUAGAGGUGCAUAGAUGGAGGCUGCAGAACAUUUGGAACGAGCUUUUUUGUUUAUUCCAGGUGAUGUGCCGUGACUUGUCAGGGGAUGGACUUUAAACCGAGCCCUGACCUGCGGCAGAUCACCACUGGAGCCUUUCUGUAGUUAACUGAAGCAGCGUAGAUAUGAACACGGGGUAGCGGUUUGUAGUCCUGUGUGAUGUGGGCAUCGGCUGCGUUAUUCGUAUCUACUAAAGAUAUGCUCCACAAAGGCACCUUCUAUCCCAGAAAACACACACCUGUAUAUGUUUUCCAUCGCUUGACUCACCUUUGCAAAUGUUGCACUGCUUGGUGCUAAGAGUUUCCUUGCAUCUAGGCGGAUGAUAACGACGGAGUACAUUUCCUCUAAUGCUUCCGACGCUCUGUUUGGCUUUGGUAUAAACGCCUAUAGAUGAGCCUACAUGCUAAGAAAACAAUUACCCUACUACCCAAAUACAUUGCUUCAAGUUAACGUUAUUAUUUCUGAUGCAUUUGCAUUAAAUCUGUAUGGACGGCCCUUUUGUAAGCUCGAAGGCAAUAUAGCGAAAACACUAGAUUUUAUAUUAACGGAUGUACUGAAUAUACAUCUUGAAUGUCAUAAUAUUUGGAUAGACUGCUGUGCCUCAUGUACUCUUAACCAGUGUUCUCGGAUCUUUUAUCCAUGGAGUAGUACAUGUAGCUUUAUCCUUCCCUCAUACUCUGAUGAGAAUCAGAAACACUGGAUGACUGUGAGCAGAACCCAUUCCUAUCCACUCCCUUCCCCUUAUACGUAGACACUUUAAUAAACUCGACCAUUACAAGGCUUUUUAAUGGUACAUAUACUGUAGUAUGACUGGUUUGUCCUCUUGUCCUCUUAUUCCAAGCUGUUCUUCAGUAAAACAGGAUCAAAUGGCGUUUUAGGAAGAACUGUUAAUUUAUUUUAAUUUUUUUUGUUAACCACUACACUACACUUGGGAUUGUAAUCACAGUGACUGUAUUUAUUUUCUAAUCAGCGCUACAUAUUUUGUUUCUCUCCAUCAUUUUGUGUUAAGCUUACAUGUACCUCUUUUCUUUUUCUUUUCUUCAUAGUGGAUCAUGUCCAUAAACUGAGUUUGGGGCCAUUUUUUAUUUUUUUAUUUUAUUUUUUAUUUUUUUUUCCCCAGUAGGCUUAAAUUUAUUUUAGAUCAUAAAUCGAAGAUAACAUGCUGUUUUCCAUACUGUGAAUUUAUUUCAUUUCUAGAGGAGACCUCUGAAUGAAUCCGAGAUCACCUACUAAUGGGCUUUACUUGAGCUCGUCAACUGCUUUUGCUGUUGUUGGUUUGUUUGUUUUUUUGUUUUUUUGUUUUUUUUUGCUUUUUUUUCUGAUAAUGAGCAAUGAUUAUUUUUGCUUGCUAGAUAAAUCCUAAGGUAUAGAUUUGUACUGAAAUGACCAGUAUUUUCAUAAUGCUAUAUACUGUAAAUUUGUAUCACAUUAAUUAAACUGUUUAAAAGGAUAAAUACUAUAUUAAAACAUAGGUGCACAUGUAUACAUUAGUCUACAAGCUGGAUGAAAUAAACUAAUGUGUAGAAAUGAC